This is a messenger RNA of Lotus japonicus, 4607 nucleotides long. Its product is annotated as putative E3 ubiquitin-protein ligase LIN-1. Bases 364 to 4251 code for a protein of 1295 amino acids. The transcript is spliced from 17 exons. Gene Ontology annotation, molecular function: protein binding. The record is from RefSeq and is a predicted model, not a curated record. Lineage: Eukaryota; Viridiplantae; Streptophyta; Magnoliopsida; Fabales; Fabaceae.
AAAUUUGGAAUCUUGUUAUACAUUCACGGGACGAAACUUCUACCAGAUGCAGCUAAAUAUGAAAGCUUUGUCAUACAUAUAUAAAACACACAAAAGGGUAGCUCAGUUGGCAACGUACGUUGAGUGUGUAGGAAGAACUCUUGUGUACAACCUCGCACAAUACUUCCAAGGGAGGGAUGAAGAGUUUUAACUGUGAUUAAAUCCCGAGUCUAAAAUAGUUAGCAUCCGAAAGGUGAGCUAAUACAAGACGUUUGUUUAUACACAAAAAAAAAAUAUACACAUACAAAACUAGCAUAACUCAUAUCAUCUUCCACACUCAAUUGCUCAACAUUACUCUCACUGAUAUCAUCUGAAGACUAUGAGAUGUUAGACCUCAAAUACAUAUGGGUGCUUGUUUCAAUAAACAGGUACAUUCAUGGCAUCAUAGAGAAUGAUAAAGCCAGGAAUGCCCUAAAAUUGAGAUGCACCUCCAAGUUGAGGAUUCAGGAGCAGGAGUUUUUUGAAUUUUCUGAGCAGUCAGUGCUGUCAAAUUUUUACUGGGGGAUUGAAAGCAUUGAAACUGCAAUUCAAUCACAACAGCAAGAAGAAGAAGAGAGAACCUCUCUGCUAACAAAUUCAGAACAAAUGCUUCAGGUUCCUGCAAUGCUUGAUGAGGAAGAGGUUACAGCCACAAUUCCAAAUAAUUACUUGGUCUGCUGCUCCUACUUUUACCUCUCAGUGGUUAGGAAGCUGCAAGGAGAUGAAUGGCAGGCAGCACUGCAUUUUCUACAAGCAGUAUUGGUCUCCCCAAAGAUUGUUUGGACAGAAUUUGCAUCAGAGCUUUGUGAAAGUCUUUUCCCCAACAAGCAGGAAAACAAAGGUAGUAGAAGACUGGAAGCUGUUUGUGAUAUAGCUUCUGAGGAUGAAACCAGUGAAGCAAUUAGGGAGGUGGCAAGGAGGUACAAGGAAUGUCUUGUGUAUUACCAGGUCAUGCUUUAUGGAGAGACUCCAUGGUGGCGCAGUUAUUGCAGCAACCAACAAUCAGUGAAUUAUAUGGAUGUACCAAAUACCAAGUGUGUAUCUUCUACUUCAGUUCAACAUGAACCAAGAUUCAAAAACUGCAAUACGGUUCACUCACUUGAUCUUCAAGAUGUGAUGCAUACAAUCGGACAGGACUCAAAAAGUUUCAUCGAUAUUGCUGAAUAUGAAGGUCAAGAGAAAGCCCUCAAACAAUUGAAUUCAGUUCAGUGUCACUACAAAAAGCAACAAACAAUUUCAGACCAAAUAUGCCUCAAGGAUUUGUUCAAAGAAUCUAAAACAGCAGCAUCAGUAGAUUCAUGCUAUGGCGAUUUCAGAGACAAAAGGGACCUGGAAAAAGUGGACGACAGAAAUUUUCACAUCAGAACCACAAUAACAAAAGCAGAUGAUCUACAACCUGAAACAUAUGACAGGAAGCUACAUCAAAACCCUGGUUUGCCUCAAGCUCCUCAAUAUCCAACGCAAGAAGAGUUAUAUGAAAGAAGCAUAAUUAAGCUUGAUUCUAGCAGAUUUACCUGGUCCAUAGAAGAUGUUACUUUAUCUAUCUCGAAGAACAUAGAUGAAACAAGAAAUAUAAUUUUCCAUGCAGAGGAUGAAUUAAUUGAGGAAGCAUUGCAGCCACUAAAAUUCCAUCUCUUUGAUCAUGCAACAACUGCUGGCAAACAUAGGCUCAGCCAGAUAAGUCAUCAAGAAAGUUCUAAGACAGAAUUGGAAACAUUAUAUAGUCUACUAAACUUCAAUGAAGUUUGUUCAAAAUCCAGAAGAUUUUCCUUGCAUGCCCUUAGAAGAAUUUCAGGACUACAAUAUUCAAAGGCAUUAGGAAAAAGUGGUGAAGAACAUACUGUAGACAUUGCAACUAUUUAUGAGAGUUUGAUUAGUUCAUCUGACACUACUUAUGCGUCCUUAAAGGAUGUGAUUUUGGAUGAACUUCUAGUAGCUAUCUCUACCUCCAAAGAGGAAAAAGAACUAAGGGCUUCAGUAUCUAUUCUGACAACAAUAGUUUCAAGGAACAAGUCAAUUAUAGAAGAUGUCAAGAAGAAAGGUUUAAGGUUGUGUGAUCUGGCAAGUGCUCUAAAACAAAAUGUCCAUGAGGCAGCAAUUCUGAUAUAUUUGAUAAAUCCAUCUCCUAUAGAUAUAAAAACAUUGGAACUUCUGCCAAUACUAGUGGAGAUUGUUUGCAAUUCAAAUGGUUACAAGAGUAAGCCAGAGUCACUGCAUCUGACACCGCAUGCAGCAUCGUUGAUGAUCAUUGAAGAACUAGUAACGUCAUUUGACUAUGCGACAAAUAACAUGCAUUUGGCCACAAUCAGUUCCCCUCAUGUUCUGAAUGGACUUCUAGAAUUUGCUAGAAAUGAUAAUCUAGAACAAUUUUUUUCUUUGACCACCAUUCUUAUAAAAUGCAUGCAGUUUGAUGCACAAUGCAGAAAGUAUGUUUCACAAUUCACUCCUCUUGCUCCCUUCAUCCACCUUCUACAGACGGAAAACACCCGUGCCAAAUGCAUGGCACUUGAAUUUUUUCAUGAAAUCCUUUGUGUACCAAGAUCAUCAGCUAUUAGUCUGCUACAACGUAUACUGCAAGAAGGAGGCAUCAAUAUUAAGCAGAUACUAAUGCAUUGUGCCCAUCAAUUACAACCUGAACACCAGAUUUUAGCAGCUAAUAUAUUGCUUCAGUUAGACACGUUGAACUCAUCUGAUAAAAGCUUGUUCAGAGAAGAAGCAGUGCAGAUCCUAGUCAGCGCAAUGACAUCUGUUGAAAGCUCAGAACAGACAUUAUCUGCAUCCAUUCUAUCAAAUCUUGCUGGAACAUAUGCUUGGACAGGGGAACCAUAUACAGUUGCAUGGUUGCUGAGAAAGGCAGGCUUAACGUCUUCAUAUCAUCAGAAUAUGAUAAGAAACUUCAACUGGUUGGAUCAGAAUCUGCAGGAUACCAGCAUAGACUUAUGGUGCAGUAAAAUUGCCAAAUGUAUCAUAAGUGUUGGGGAUUCCAUCUUCCAUGCUUUAGAAAAAGGGUUAAGAAGCAAGGUGAAAAGGGUUUCUAGAGACUGCCUUGUAGCCGUUGCAUGGCUUGGAUGCCAAAUAUCAAAAAGCCCAGACAGCCUCAGUUAUUCUUCAUCUGAGAUUAUACUAAGUGGAAUUCAGCAAUUUCUGCAUCCUGGGAUGGACUUGGAAGAAAGACUUCUAGCAUGUCUUUGCAUGUAUAAUUAUGCCUCUGGAAAGGGUAAGCAAAAACUAAUGCAUUUCUCAGAAGGAGUGAAACAAUCACUGAGACGCCUUUCAAAUGUAAUUUGGAUGGCUGAGGAAUUACACCGAGUGGCUGAUUUCUUGCUUCCAAACAUAUCACGUAUUUCUUGUGUUCACUCACAAAUCCUUGAGGUAGGCCACAACAUCAGCAUAGCAGUCUGCUCUCUCAUAUACUACAAGGGACUGCUAUUCAGUGGAUAUUCAGAUGGAUCAAUCAAGGUGUGGGAUAUUAGAGGACACUCUGCCAGUCUUGUAUGGGACAUUAAAGAGCACAAGAAGUCCGUGACAUGUUUUUCAGUUCAUGAACCAUCAGACAGCCUUUUAAGCGGUUCCACUGAUAAAACCAUAAAGGUGUGGAAAAUGAUCCAGAGAAAACUGGAGUGUGUUGAAGUAAUAGCCUUGAAGGAAUCAGUUUAUCAUCUACGUACACAUGGUGAAACAAUUUUCGCAAUUACUGAAAGCCAGGGAAUAAAGCUUGUUAAUGAAUCAAGAGUGAUCAGAGAUAUAUUCAAAGGCAAGCGUGUAAAGUGCAUGACAGUGACUCAGGGAAAGUUAUACAUUGGCUGCACAGAUUCAAGCAUACAGGAAUAUUCCACAACAUACAAUCGGGAACUAGAAAUCAAACCACCUACCAGGAGUUGGAGGAAGCAAAGCAAGCCCAUAAAUUCAAUCAAAGCAUACAGAGAUUGCCUCUAUAGUGCAAGUAGGCAUGUUGAAGGCACAACAUUCAAGGAAUGGAAAAGAACUAGGAAACCACAAAUUUCAAUGCUUACUGAUAAAGGAGAUAAUGUGGUGACCAUGGAAGUGGUAGAAGACUUCUUAUACCUAAUUUCCAGCUCAUCAGCAAACAACAUUCAGAUCUGGUUGAGAGGGGUACCAAAGAAGUUGGGGAGAAUAUCAGCAGGAAGCAAGAUAACAUGCAUGCUUGCUGCCAAUGACAUUAUUCUUUGUGGGACUGAGAUGGGACUAAUCAAGGGCUGGAUCCCCUUGUAGGAAGAGCUUCAACUUACUGUUUAUAUUCAUUCAUAUCCUUUCAAGUUUUUGGACUAGUAUUUCAACAAAGAAAGCUCGUCUUGCAUGCUUGGUCAAGUUAUGAUGCCACCAAACCACAUGCUAGAUGAUUGCAAUAAAUUCAUCUGCCACAGGCUUAGGCUACAUAUUAUAUUUACAUCAGGGAUUACAUUACUACAGUAAAUAUAUGUGAGUUUGUUUUGCCUUGAGUGAAAACCAUUGUGAAUAGCUGAUUCUCUUCACUGUACAGGAAAUGUUAUUGUAAUAAAUGCCUAUGCUAUGAUAACAAAAUUUGAUAAUUAAAAACACAUAAAAAUAAUUUUAAUUUCUUUCACAAG